Molecule: messenger RNA, 1098 nt
Organism: Chaetomium globosum CBS 148.51
Lineage: Eukaryota; Fungi; Ascomycota; Sordariomycetes; Sordariales; Chaetomiaceae
Exons: 3
Coding region: 1-1098 (365 amino acids)
Cellular component (GO): nucleus
Source: RefSeq, a predicted model, not a curated record
AUGGCAACGGCGGGGCGACCGCACCCGCAGCCCAAAGGGGAACUAACCCAUAACAGCAACACGCCAGCAGACAAUCCCUCCAACCCCUCCAACCCCGUCAACCCCGUCAACCCGUCGUCAGUGUCUUGUGCCCAGUGCCGCAGCCGUAAGCUGAGGGUCUCCCUCUACUUCCGAAACAUACACGGCGGUGCACCCAUGCUACACCAGGCGAGUUACACGGCAGGUCUGCGCCUCCCGCCUCAUAUGCGCCCUCCCAUGUGUCUCCAAUACAUUGUUAUGGCCUCGGCCGCGGCAACAUCCGAGACAUAUCGACAUCUGUCCGAGCCUUUCUACCAACGCUCCCGAGCCUACGCCGAGGUAGAUGAACUCAGGGGACAAGAGACUUUUGCCGCCGGCACAACAAAUGAACCCCCGAUUCCCCUAUGCAAGGGCCUCCAACAACUGGAACAAGGUCAGGACGCGCAGCCUUCCCCCCUUGCCAUCCGCAUCCUCGCCGCCAAUGAGCUGCUCCAUGCCCUCGACAACAAUCCGCGGCACUUUUUCGAGGUCGACAAUGGCGACGAAAUCCCAAAUGGGCCCUACUGGGUCCGCCACAGACAGAUCGACAUGAACCUGACCACGUUAACCAUGCUGCUCCCGGAGCGUCUGCAUUUGCACCGCGCGCCCCGCACUCUCGACGCCAUCCUCGUCCAUGCGAGCACCAACAUGGCCACGAUCCACCUCCACCGCACCGCACUAGCACUGUUGCACGAACUCCAGACCCGCUCGCCGAAGGAUGCCAGCCACCAGCUGCUGAUAGCGCAGGGCCAAACCCGCCUCCUCCCCGCGACCGAAGGCAUCUUGGCCGUGUUCCGCGCGGCGGGCGACGGCGUCGGCACCGCGAUCCGCAACCCGUUUCUGUCGUUUGCGGCGUACCUGGCCGCGUUGGUGUUUUUGGAGGAUCAUUUCCGGGAGGCCGCAGGCGAGGAGGGACGACCACGGGAGGGGCCCCUCGGGCGGAGCGAGGAGAAGCUCCGUUACUUAGCGCAGACGCUGGUCUUCUUCGGGAGAAGAGCCCGCUUGUGCGGGCCGUCGCGCUCCAGUUGGCGGCGGAUAUGA